GCUGAGUUCUGGUGAAGCCACGUCACCCUUUUAAUCUCAGCCGUUCGAUCAGUUGCUACAUACGGUCCGAUGUAUUCCAUCCUUCCCUAAGCGUCGCCUCCCUCCUCCACCGAGCGCGGAUUCUCCGCCGCCGCCGCCGGGCGCGCUACUCUCCCCGCGCGCGCUCCUCUCCUUUCCCCACCAGCCCCCGCGCGCAACUCCUCCCUUCCCCACAUCGCGCGCGUGCCAGGCGCGGGCCCGGCGCCGACUGCUCUCGCUCCUUUCCCCAAUCGCGCGCACGCGUCAGGCGCGGGCCCGCCACCGGCCGCUCUCGCAUCCCCGCGCCGCUUCUCCUCCAACCCUCUCCCCCCGGCGCUUCUUCUCCAAUCCACCCCCCUCUAGCGCUUCUCCUCCCCCCCCCCCCCCCAAUCUUUGUUUCAUCCGAGCUUUCACUUCUGCGAGGUUGUGUGUUCUUCUAGGGGAUUCUCUCCCCGGCGAUUCUCUGGCCGCUUCUCCUCCCUCCGUAUAUCUAUUGAGUCGAGUGAUGGAUGCCACAGGCGAUUUGUGUUCUUGCUUCCUAUCUUCAGUCCCUGCAUGUAUCGAUCAAAAUUGAGGAGUUUCUAUCAGGCUGUCUGCUCCUGUUGCUGCAGAAACGAGUGUAAGGUAAAUUUCUCCAUCCAAUACGUAUCUCUGUUUGAUAAAAUGCCCACAUGUAUCCUGUAUUUCAGGUAGACAAGUAGCAUCAGCCACCAGGCAUCAUGAUUCACUUUUGAGUUUCCAUUUUUAUGGUGAUCUUCUGCAAACGACUUUUGAAUAUAUAUAGCUGUCCAAAGAUGCAGCCUAUGGAUACAUGUUAAGACAUUAAGGUAACAAGUGAUAUGAGCAAUGUUUGUCUCCCUAAAUCAGUAUUCAUGCAUCGUUCUAGGGUGGGGGAUAUUUGCCAAUAAUUUCUUUGUAACAUAAAACCUCAGGAUUAUAAGUUUUAGCCUGUAUUUUCCUAACAUUGCUACUAAUAUUGGAUGCAAGAUAUAGUAUGAUUCAACACGUCAAAUUUGAGUCAAUUCAUGGUAUUUAUUUGGUUUCCACUAACCCUGUUCAUGGUAUAUAAAUCAAAUUUACAACUUUGCUGUAGCUAUAAUUUGUUGUGUUUAUAAAUUUAUAUUGCAGUUCAUUCCUAUUCCUAUUGUCUACUAUCAUUGUAGCAGCAGCUAUGGGCUAUCACUGAGGUCAGUCCCCAUAACAUUCCCAUCCAAAGCAGCGGCUUAUCUGGUUUCUCCAUAUGAGUUCUCUAUCAAGAAAAUAUCCCAAUAUAUUUGGUACCACAUAUUCGUUCAUGGUCACCGACUUUCCAGAUAUUAUAAUACAACCAUCCUAUGAUAUCUUCUUUGUAAGAGGUACUAAGCAAUUUUCUCCUUUGCUGUGCCAUUAUCCUCUCACUUCAGGUAGCCGAUAUCAUCUUUUAUAUUUUACUCAUUCAUUCAUUUAUUUGUUCUUUUUAUCUCUUGCUAGAUUGUUAGCUCAGGUUAAUCUUUGUUCUCCCCCCUCCCCCUCCUAUAAACAAAUAACCAAAGGUUUGUUUGGAAGAUUCAGUAUCUUCGGUAAGCAGAGGUGGUCAAAGGUACAUUCUACCUGGAUGGCCACUCGAGGAAAAUUGGCCUCCCCUUUGAUGCUAAAUAAUAUAUCCUUACAAGUUUGUGAUCCCCUACCUCUCUACCUUCCCAUUUCAUCUGUUUGUCACUAAUGAAAAUUAUGAUGGUGAUUUCAGAACAUUCAAGGGAUUUGAUCUAUUUCACAUUUCUUUCAGAUCAAUAUAACUCCUUUUCAUCGUAAUGAUAUAAUGGCAUCAAGUGAUUUGAUCAAGCACAAGAAAGAGUGCUACUGCUACAGUGCGGAGUUACAUAUUUGAUUUUUGGCAUGUUCAGAACUUCUUUUGACCAAUUUCUAUGUUCUCAGAAUUUUGUUACCAUCAUUCACUUAGUAUGGUUACUGUUCUUGAUGAAUACCUUGUGAAAAAAAAACCAUGGAUUAAGCCUUUUACCUUACGGAUUUCAUGCAUCAAAUAUUGCAUAAUUUUUUUAUUUCAUCGAAAAGAUAUAAGCUCUACUACGAUAAAUUCGUCAGUUCAGCCGAUGAAGUUUGCAAUAUUGCAGUAUGAGGUAAAAUGGAUGUUUCAGUGGAUUCAGUCACUGAAUUUCACUUCCUUUUGCUAAAAAGUAAUUUGAAUACAACAUUUUUUAAACCAUAUAAUACAAUAUUAAUGUUUUCCUUGCCUCAUAAAUAUUAGAAUUAUCAUAUAUUUGUUUAUCUAUUUUCAUAUCAUUUUGCAGUGCCACGUCCUAUAUAGGUUGGCUUUGCGCAACCUUUUACAUCGUUGCUCGAUUCGUCAUCACAUUGUUAGCUGGGGGAGCUAGACUAUUCUUAUGAAGCUUGAUACUUGAUCAGUAAAUUACAUUUUUUUGCAGGGAUCAGUAAAUUACUUAGACUGCUGCUAAAAACAGACAAGUAUGAACGUUUAAAAAGGAGGCUAAUAAGCAGUUCCAUUCUUGAUGAACUUUCUGUACGUUAAAAACGUAUUUGACUAUGGUUUCCUAAGUGUUUUUGAGUUUAUAUAGUACUCUUAUCCA
Messenger RNA from Oryza sativa Japonica Group (Japanese rice), 2603 nucleotides. RefSeq lists its product as uncharacterized. Lineage: Eukaryota; Viridiplantae; Streptophyta; Magnoliopsida; Poales; Poaceae. The record is from RefSeq and is a predicted model, not a curated record.